Messenger RNA from Solanum tuberosum (potato), 1599 nucleotides. Its product is annotated as FKBP12-interacting protein of 37 kDa. Gene Ontology annotation, biological process: regulation of alternative mRNA splicing, via spliceosome; mRNA modification. The transcript has 14 exons. Bases 139 to 1167 code for a protein of 342 amino acids. Lineage: Eukaryota; Viridiplantae; Streptophyta; Magnoliopsida; Solanales; Solanaceae. The record is from RefSeq and is a predicted model, not a curated record. Gene Ontology annotation, cellular component: nucleus.
CAAAAUUAGGAAUUAAACCCGAAUUCAGCAAACCAUCCUUCUUCCUUCCGCGCUUUCUCUCUUCACUGAAGCCUCCUCAGUCUUCAACAAAUUUAGGGUUCCAAAUUGUACUUUAAACUUGUUCAAUUAAUUUCAUCAAUGGCGUCUCAUAAUCACAUGGACGAUGACCUCGAUUUUGGUGGAGAUUUUGCCGCCACUAGGCGUUCAGGUACCAAACGAAGCUUUGGAGACCUUGACGAUGAUGAAGACGAUAUUUUUGGCUCUAAAAAGGGUAAUUUGUUGAAAGUAGAGGAAACAGCACCUGGUGCAGCAACAGGGAUGAUCUUGUCUCUUCGCGAGAGUCUACAGGACUGUAAGGAUACCCUAGCAUCAUCUCAGACAGAACUUGAAUCUGCAAAAUCUGAAAUACAAAAGUGGCGCUCUGCGUUUGAAAAGGAGCUGUUCAUACCUCCUGGCAUGACACCUGAACCCAAGUUUGUGGUCAGUUAUCUUCAGAACCUCAGAUCAUCUGAGGAGUCAUUGCGUGAACAGUUGGAAAGAGCAAAGAAAAAGGAGGCUGCAUUUAUUGUAACUUUUGCCAAAAGAGAGCAGGAGAUCGCAGAGUUGAAGUCUGCAGUUCGGGACCUUAGAGCUCAACUCAAGCCGCCAUCUAUGCAGGCACGGAAGCUAUUACUAGAUCCAGCUAUUCAUGAAGAGUUCACUAGGCUGAAGAAUUUGGUUGAGGAGAAGGAUAAGAAAGUGAAGGAGUUGCAUGAUAACAUUGCUGCUGUCAAUUUUACCCCACAAAGCAAAAUGGGCAAGAUGCUAAUGGCUAAAUGUAGGACACUGCAGGAGGAAAAUGAAGAGAUUGGAAACCAGGCUAAUGAAGGAAAGAUACAUGAAUUAACAAUGAAACUGGCUUUGCAGAGGUCUCAGAAUGCUGAACUCAAAAGUCAAUUUGAAGGCCUGUGCAAACAGAUAGAGGGACUGACGAAUGAUGUAGAAAGAUCAAACGAAAUGGUACUAAUCUUGCAAGAUAAAGUUGAAGAGAAGGAUGAAGUGAUCAGUAAGCUGAAUGAAGAGUUGAAUGAGAAAAACACUGUUGUGGAGAAAACCGAAUUAACUCCUGAUAAAACUGCCAAUGAUGAGGAAAUGACAACUACAGCAGCACAGGCAGAGAACGAGUAGCGCAAGCUUCUGGAGUUGGUCAGCACAUUCGAGGCCUUACCUUCAUACAUGAAGCUACUCUUUUAUCCUUGAAUGGUACAACGGUAAAGCAAGCAGAAGAUAAGCCUGCAGAUCUGGAACCAAGAGCUAUCAGUUUGUAAAGCAACAAGCACUGCCAUAUCUUUCUGACUGACGAGCUGUAGACAGUGUUACCGAUGUACUUAUAACUGCAAUCCGUGUUAGAUUCUGUGUUUUUGUUUCCCAUUUUCUUGGGUAUUACAUGGUGUAUUUAGUUUCCUAUGUCUGCAGCACCAAUAUAAUCUAUAGCCUCUUUUGAUUCGUACAACAUUUUCUCAACUAUGCACUUGCAAUUUAGCCGUUGUAUCGUGCGGAACUGUAAUUUAUCUUGUAGAGUGUAGCUAGUCUAUAUGCAGGUAGCACCUUUUAUCAUUC